AUGGCCAAGAGAUUCCUUCCAGCUGUUCAUAGAAGACGCGUCAUUUUAUUCAGAAAUAACUCCAUAUCUAGAUGGAAAUAUGCAUUAAACUCAAUCUGUCCUCUCUCUAUUUUCCUUAUACCUUUCUUACGCAAAAAAAUAAGGAAUCCGAAUACUGCUUCGAAGUUUCUUAUUUUAAAACAUCUAUCUGUCUAUCUAUCUAUUUUCAUAUACCUGUUCACGUCUAUCUAUCUGUUCACGUCUAUCUGUCUAUCUGUUCAUAUAUAUCUGUUCAUAUCUAUCUAUCUAUCUGAUAUGUCUAUCGGUUUCUUUCCAUUCAUCUAUUUUCAAAAUUAUCUGUCUACGUCGAUGAGUUUAUAUAUUAUAUUUAUAUAUAUAUAUAUAUAUAUAUAUAUAUAUCUAUAUAUAUCCUUCAAUAUUCAUAUCACAUACAUCUCAUCUGAAAAUCCAUUCUUCUCUCUAUCUUUUCUGUACGUAUUUCAACUCUUCAUAUCUAUCUAUCUAUAUAAAUAUGUCCAUCCUCAUCUAUUCUAUCUAUCUGUAUCAAUUAUCUAUUUCAAUCUACUUUCUAUCUGGGUACAAUUAUCUAUCUCAUUAUCAUAUUAUCUAUUCAAUCUACUCCUUAUCUAUCUUCUGUCUACCUGGUUCAUCAUCUAUCUAUCUGGCACACCAUUCAUUUCAUUAUCUAUCUGGCACAAUUAUCUUUCAUCUUCAUAUCUAUCUAUCUGGCAAAUUAUCUGUUUCAUCUAUCUAUCUAUCUCUAUCUGGCUGAUUAUCUAUUUUCCAUCUGCUCUAUCUAUCUAUCUGGCACAAUUCAUCCAUCAUAUCUAUCUAUUAUAUCUAUCUAUCUAUCUAUCUGGCACAAUUAUCUAUUUCAAUCUACUCAUAUCUAUCUAUCUGGCACAAUUAUCUUUCUAUCGCUAUCUUAUCUAUCUGUCACAAUUAUGUAUUUCUAUCUAUCUAUCUAUCUAUCCAUUUCAUCUAUCUUCUAUCUAUCUAUCUAUCUAUCUAUCAUCUAUCUAUUUCACUCCUUGUCAAUUAUCUGAUUUUCAAUCUCUAUCUGUCUAUCUCAUUAUCUAUCGAUCUAUCUGGCUAUCUGUCUAUCUAUUAUCUAUUUCAAUUUCUACUCAUAUCUAUUAUCUAUCUGCUCAUCUAUCUCUUCUAUCUCUUGGCUGUUAUCUAUCUGGCUGUCUAGAAUUAUCUGUUUUCUAUCAAUCUAAUCUCUAUCUAUCAUAUCUAUCUACUCUGGCACACUCAUCUGUCUAUCUAUCUAUCCUUUAUCUAAUCUACUUCUAUCUAUCUAUCUAUUAUCUAUCUGUCCUUAUCUAUCUAUCUGGCUAUUUUCAAUUAUCUAUUUCUAUCUAUCUACUCAUAUCUAUCUAUCUAUCUAUUCUAUUUCAUCUAUCUAUUAUCUGUUCCAUCUAUCUAUCAUCUCGAUCUGCACAAUCUAUCUAUUGUCUUUCAUCUAUUCAUCUAUUAUCUAUAUCUAUUCAUUUCCAUUCAUCUAUCUAUUAUCUAUCUAUCUAUCUGGCAUUGUCUAUUUCAUCUAUCUAUUAUCUGGCUAUCUAUUUUCAUCUAUAUCUAUCUAUCUGGCGAUUAUCUGUUUCAUCUAUAUCUAUCUAUUUUCUUAUCUACUCUAUCUGGUUCAUUAUCUAUUUAUCUAUCUAUCUAUUUCAAUCUGUUUCACUCAUAUCUAUCUAUCUAUCUAUCUAUCAUAUAUCUAUCUAUCUAUUUCGAUCUUGCAAUCUAUCUAUAUAUUGUUUCAUUUCUAUUAUCUAUCUCGAUCUGUACAUAUCUAUAUCUAUCUGUCUAUCAUUAUCUCUGCUUCCAAUCUACUCAUCUAUCUGGCGAUCCUGGUAUCUAUUAUAUCGAUCUGUUUCAUUCAUUCGUCUAUUUCUAUUUCAUCUAUUCAUCUAUCUAUCUAUUUAUCUAUCAUGGUCUAUCUGGCUGAUUUUCAAUCCUAUUUGUAUCUAUCUGUCCUUAUGUAAACUAUCUAUCUAUCUAUCUAUCUAUCUAUCUAUCAUCUCAAUCUAUCUAUCUGGCACUCUAUCUAUCUUUAUACUCAUCUAUCUGGAUCUAUUUCAACUCUACAUCUAA
Acanthosepion pharaonis is the source of this 2097-nucleotide messenger RNA. The record is from the annotation of a GenBank genome assembly. NCBI's taxonomy places the organism in Eukaryota, Metazoa, Mollusca, Cephalopoda, Sepiida, Sepiidae.